Messenger RNA from Heteronotia binoei (common prickly gecko), 1553 nucleotides. It is a transcript of the gene WNT7B, whose product is annotated as Wnt family member 7B. Gene Ontology annotation, biological process: multicellular organism development; neuron differentiation; positive regulation of JNK cascade. NCBI's taxonomy places the organism in Eukaryota, Metazoa, Chordata, Lepidosauria, Squamata, Gekkonidae. The record is from RefSeq and is a predicted model, not a curated record. Bases 57 to 1106 code for a protein of 349 amino acids. The transcript is spliced from 4 exons. Gene Ontology annotation, molecular function: frizzled binding; cytokine activity. Gene Ontology annotation, cellular component: extracellular region.
GCUCCGCCGGGCGGCGGCGUUUCUGGUCUAUGGCCCCCCUCGCGCCCUCCUAGACCAUGCACAGGAACUUCCGAGAGUGGCUCUUCUACGUCUGUCUCUGCUUCGGGGUCCUCUACGUCAAGCUCGGAGCUUUGUCAUCUGUGGUGGCUUUAGGAGCAAACAUCAUUUGCAACAAAAUCCCAGGGUUGGCCCCUCGGCAACGAGCAAUCUGCCAGAGCCGUCCUGAUGCCAUCAUAGUGAUCGGAGAAGGGGCUCAGAUGGGAAUCAAUGAAUGCCAGUACCAGUUCCGAUAUGGCAGGUGGAACUGCUCAGCACUGGGAGAGAAAACAGUCUUCGGACAAGAGCUUCGAGUAGGAAGCAGGGAAGCGGCUUUCACCUACGCCAUCACCGCUGCCGGGGUUGCGCACGCCGUGACUGCUGCCUGCAGCCAGGGGAACUUGAGCAACUGCGGCUGCGACCGAGAGAAACAAGGUUACUACAACCAAGAGGAAGGGUGGAAAUGGGGAGGCUGUUCCGCCGAUAUCCGAUACGGCAUCGAAUUCUCCAGGAGGUUUGUUGAUGCCCGAGAAAUCCGAAAGAGUGCUCGGAGACUGAUGAACUUACACAACAAUGAGGCUGGAAGAAAGGUACUUGAAGAGAGAAUGAAACUGGAAUGCAAAUGCCAUGGGGUUUCCGGUUCAUGUACAACUAAGACAUGUUGGACCACACUUCCAAAAUUCAGAGAGAUUGGACAUAUUUUGAAAGAAAAGUACAAUGCUGCCGUGCAGGUAGAAGUGGUCCGGGCAACCAGACUCCGGCAACCCACCUUUCUCAAGAUCAAGCAGAUCCGAAGUUACCAGAAGCCCAUGGAAACUGAUUUGGUCUAUAUCGAUAAGUCGCCCAAUUACUGCGAGGAAGAUGCCUCUACUGGGAGUGUAGGCACGCAGGGAAGGCUUUGCAACCGUACCUCCCCGAGUGCCGAUGGGUGUGACAUGAUGUGCUGCGGAAGGGGUUACAACACCCACCAGUACACCAAAGUUUGGCAGUGUAACUGCAAGUUCCACUGGUGCUGCUUUGUGAAAUGCAACACGUGUAGCGAGCGGACAGAGGUGUUCACCUGCAAAUAACAGCAGAGGUUCCCAGGGAGUAAAGGACACGACCACUACAUGUGACGGAAAGUCGAGUGGAACAAAACAACUUCAGCAUCAUUUUGCACAUUUAAUUUUCUUUGGGAGAGGGGAAAAGCCCCAUCUCCGCCCACUUCCUUAAUAGCUCCUGCUUCUAAGAGCAACACGUCUCUUGCUGGCUAGCUGCUUUGACUGCAUUGGGAAGUGGGGCCUCGGAGUGUGCUACAGCGACUUGGUCCAACGCAAGCAACUUUCUUCCCCAAUUGCAGGCCGAGUGUUGUAGAAUUUUGCUCUUAGAUUAAUUUAUACUUAUUGAAGACACUGACUCCAGGAUGCUGUUUUCAGAUUUAUAACAUUUUUUUUUUUAAAAAAGGAGCGAAACAAGACUUUUUAUGGACAAACUAGAAUCAAAGCAGUGUUGCUAAAAACUCUUAUUUCUGAUUUUUU